CUGGGGUGGAGGUGAAAGCGAAAGUGGGAAGCGUCCUGUACAACCCCACAGAAGCUGAGACAAACGCCUUUCUGCUGCCCCUUUGCUUCACUCUUUUCUUCCUCUGAUCCACCCAUCGACCCCCGGAGCUCAAUCGGCCUCCCUGCCCUGAGAUGCUGAAGCAGGCAGUGGAACACACAGGAGGCUUCUCUUUCGAGAACUGCCAGAGGAAUGCGUCCUUGGAACAUGUCUUCCCGGGCUUUCGGGUCCCUCAUGCACGCAAGACGGGGACUACCAUCGCGGGACUUGUGUUCCGAGAUGGAGUCAUUCUGGGCGCAGACACGCGGGCCACUAACGAUUCGGUCGUGGCGGACAAAAGCUGCGAGAAGAUCCACUUCAUCGCCCCCAAAAUCUACUGCGGUGGGGCUGGAGUAGCUGCGGACACUGAGAUGACCACGCGGAUGGCAGCUUCCAAGAUGGAGCUACAUGCGCUAUCCACAGGCCGUGAGCCUCGGGUGGCCACGGUCACCCGUGUCCUGCGCCAGAUGCUCUUCCGGUACCAAGGCUACGUGGGAGCAUCACUGAUCAUGGGCGGGGUUGAUCUGAACGGACCGCAACUCUAUAGCGUGCACCCCCAUGGCUCCUACAGCCAGCUGCCCUUUACGGCCCUUGGCUCUGGACAGGAUGCAGCCAUAGCACUGCUGGAGGACCGGUUCCAGCCAAACAUGACGCUGGAGGCUGCACAAGAGCUGUUGGUGGAAGCCAUCACUGCAGGGAUCCUGGGUGACCUGGGCUCCGGAGGCAGUGUGGAUGCGUGUGUGAUCACUGCAGCCGGUGCCAAGAUGCUGAGAACAUUGAGCUCACCCACAGAGCCUGUGCAGAGAGCUGGCCGUUAUCGAUUUGCUCCUGGAACCACAGCUGUCCUGACCCAGGAAGUGAGACCCCUGAACCUGGAGCUCCUGGAGGAAACUGUGCAGGCCAUGGAGGUGGAAUAAAGUGGCCUGGGAGUUAAAGCUUGGAACAAGGGGGAAUAAAUCCAGGAAAUACAAACA
This is a messenger RNA of Psammomys obesus (fat sand rat), 1031 nucleotides long. RefSeq names its product proteasome 20S subunit beta 10 (gene Psmb10). Bases 153 to 974 code for a protein of 273 amino acids. Lineage: Eukaryota; Metazoa; Chordata; Mammalia; Rodentia; Muridae. The transcript is spliced from 8 exons. The record is from RefSeq and is a predicted model, not a curated record. Gene Ontology annotation, molecular function: threonine-type endopeptidase activity. Gene Ontology annotation, cellular component: proteasome core complex.